This is a messenger RNA of Vombatus ursinus (common wombat), 1134 nucleotides long. Its product is annotated as hereditary hemochromatosis protein-like. The transcript has 6 exons. Gene Ontology annotation, cellular component: external side of plasma membrane. Gene Ontology annotation, biological process: immune response. The record is from RefSeq and is a predicted model, not a curated record. Lineage: Eukaryota; Metazoa; Chordata; Mammalia; Diprotodontia; Vombatidae.
AUGAUGAACUGGAGAAGGGGAAGAGGGUCAUUCUCAUCCUGGCUACUUAUUGUGAUGCUGUUUGCUCUGAGGAAAAUCCAGACAGUCCACCACAAGCAUGAAAUAAAACACACUGCAGUGGGCACAUCCCAAACAAUCUCUGAUGUCAUUAUUGUUGCCUUCCUUGAUGACAUCCCAAGGGCUUCAUAUUACAAAUCAAACCACCAGAUGGUGGUGAAGACACCCUGGAUUGCUGAGGCUGUGGGAACAAACUUAAUUGAGGAUAUGCGACAUUUCUCAAUGAACCAUGAAGGAGAUUAUCAGUUCAUUAUCCAUUACUUGACAAUAAAUGACACCAAGACUGAGAGGAAUUACACAUUGCAGAUUCAUUUCAAUUGAGAAUUAGAUGGAGAUAUCCAGUUGAGCAGCCUUAUAAAGUAUGGCUUGAAUGGAGAAGAUUUGAUCCAGGUAGAAGGGCUAGAAGGACAAUGGGUGGUCCUGAACCCUAGGGCUCAUAGCUUCAAAUUCCUUGCAGAGAGUCCUUUCUGGACUGAAGUGAGAAAACAUGAAAAUAAAAGAUAUUGUCUUGGAGCCACACAGAAAAUCCUUCAAAAAUCAAGCAUAAAAGAGAAUCUACCACCCGAGGUGUACGUGUCCCAUCGAGAUUUCCCCAAUGGCACUAUCAGCUUCUCCUGCACAGCCACAGGUUUCUACCCACAAUCCACUCUGCUGCACUGGAACAAGGAUAUUGAUGGUGCUAUAUGGGGGAACGAGAGCUCUAGUGUCACCCUGUCUAAUUCUGAUGACACCUUCUAUCUCCGAAUCUCCCUGGAGAUCCCGCCAGGAGACACAGGGACAGGUUAUGCUUGUGUGGUAGAUCACAGUCAGCUGGAGACCCCAGCCAUGUACCCUGGUGAAAGCCCCCCCCAGUGGAAUUUGUGGCCUGUUGCCCUGAGCAUCCUUCUAGCAGCCAUCCUGGUGAUUAGCUGUUUUGUGGUCUUCACCAAAUGGAAGAGGAGAAAGUCAGGUGUGUAUUGUCAGGCUCAGUCAUACCCAACAGUCAAGGACAGGUUCUGCCUGGUGACAGCCAUCCUGGAGGGCAAUGAUAGGAAACCUUUGCACACCAAUCCCAACUUGGGUAUGGAUAAGAGAUAG